AUGCCUACACGAUCCUUUCUUUGGAGCAUCCGUUCGCUCGCAGUUUUCUCUAUUGUUUCGCCUUCCAUUGCUGAUCGAUCUGCUAAGAGCUCGGGUAGCUACCAGCUUCAUGAAUCAUGGCAAGGCGAGAAAUUCCUCGACUACUUUAACUUCUUCGACGGUGCAGACCCUACCCAUGGCUUCGUCACAUAUCUCAACCAGAGCACUGCUGAGGGCUCUGGUCUGAUCGACGUCACCUCCAGCGGCAGCUUCUACAUGGGGGUUGAUUAUAAAAAAACCCUUGUCCCUGAAGGGCCCGGUCGAGAGUCAGUCCGUAUCGAGAGCAAGCAAUAUUACGAUGAGGGUCUUUACAUCGUCGAUCUGGCGCACAUGCCUGGCAGUGCCUGUGGCACCUGGCCUGCAUUCUGGUCCGUUGGCCCUGACUGGCCCCACGACGGCGAGAUCGAUAUCAUUGAAGGUGUUAACAAACAUGAAGCCAAUGAAAUCGUUCUGCAUACAAGUGGGUCUUGCAAUGUCGGUGGUGGCCACGAGAUGCAUGGCGACAUGACGUCUAGCGAAUGUGGUGAAGCAUCCGGCACGGUCGGAUGCGUUGUAAAAGGCACGCAGGGCUCGUCCGGGGACCCCUUUAAUAAGAACGGUGGCGGCGUCUAUGCGAUGGAGUGGACGGCCGAUUUCCUCAAGAUCUGGUAUUUCCCUCGCGACUCCAUUCCCGAGUCGAUUACCGACGGCGAGCCUGAUCCCUCGGCAUUCGGUACGCCGAUGGCCCACCUACAGGGCUCCUGCGACUUCCACAAGCGCUUCAAAUCCCAAAAGUUCAUCCUCGAUACCACAUUCUGUGGUGACUGGGCCGGUGGUGUCUAUGGUGAUUCGGGCUGCCCCGUGAGCGACCCCAGUAAACCCAUCCAGAGCUGCGUGAAAUACGUGGCCGAGAACCCUGACGCUUUCAAGGAAGCAUACUGGGAAAUCAACUCCAUCAAAAUAUACCAGAUCGGCGAUAACUCGAAUGGCCCGGCUCAGUCCGCCUCCACCCAUGUUGACAGUGCUACCGUGAUCCAGCCGACUCGGUCCUCUUCUAUCAGUAUCGCGAACCCCAAGUCUGAAACUGAAGCAACGCAUGCGCCUUCGAGCCCUUCUGCUGUAGAAGUUACCGCCGCCCCAGCCAGUACAAAGAAAACCGUUCAAUUUUCCUCCGCUGCACCGAGUGACGGCGGCGACAACUCGGAGACCAUCUCGAAGAGCACUUUGUAUUUGACUCGUACGACGACUAUCUGUCCCCUUACCCUGCAGAAUGCCUACACGGCAACGGCCGUCCACGGCGGUCAAACAGGGGCUGCUGAAAGUAGUACUGGCGUCCCAUCGGUGAUCGUCUCUGAGCCAGCCCCCGAGGGCAGCACCAUUGUUCUCCCUUCUGUCAACACUAUCAUCCCUACGGGACCCACGGAACCUGUUGCCCAGCCAUCUCAGCCCUCGAGAGCAGCGGGAAGCUCUACUGACAAACCACCUGUCCCUGCGCCGAGUUUCACGUCUUCAUCGCGCUUUAUCCCGGCGCCUGCGCCUGCACCCACAUUUACUGCCCCAGGCGACUCUCCAGCCCCUGGUGGCGAUUCCGGAUCCACUGGAUCUGGCGACUCUGCAUCUUCAUCUGGAGUCCCGAGCGCAACUACGCCUGUUGUCCCUCUUUUCACCGCCGGUGCUAGCAGAUUGUCUCUGGGUGCGUCUGGCCUCGUGGGUGCUGCGGUGAUUGCUUUCUUGGCGUGA
Messenger RNA from Aspergillus tanneri, 1758 nucleotides. It is a transcript of the gene eng2, whose product is annotated as putative GPI anchored endo-1,3(4)-beta-glucanase. Gene Ontology annotation, molecular function: hydrolase activity, hydrolyzing O-glycosyl compounds. The record is from RefSeq and is a predicted model, not a curated record. Gene Ontology annotation, biological process: glucan catabolic process. NCBI's taxonomy places the organism in Eukaryota, Fungi, Ascomycota, Eurotiomycetes, Eurotiales, Aspergillaceae. Bases 1 to 1758 code for a protein of 585 amino acids. The transcript has a single exon.